Fusarium sp. VM40 is the source of this 396-nucleotide messenger RNA. Lineage: Eukaryota; Fungi; Ascomycota; Sordariomycetes; Hypocreales; Nectriaceae. The record is from the annotation of a GenBank genome assembly.
AUGGCCCCUCAGUUGGAAGCUGUUCACACCGAGUCUGCCCCGGCUCCACUGCCGCAAUUCUCACAGGCUAUCAAACACAAUGGAAUGGUCUACUGUUCAGGCAACAUUGGAGCCAUCCCUGGUACGAAAUUGACGCUGGUAGAGGGAACUGUCAAGGACAGAGCUCGACAAGCUAUCAAGAAUCUAGAAGCUAUUCUCAAAGAGUCGGGUAGCGGCCUCAAGAAUAUCGUCAAGAUGAAUAUCUACAUCACAAACAUGGAGAACUUUGUUCUUGUGAAUGAAGCAUACGAUGAGUUUUUCACUUGGUUACCCAAGCCUGCUAGGACUUGUGUAGCUGUCUUUCAGCUGCCUCUGGGAACUGAUGUUGAGAUUGAGUGUACGGCCUUUUUGGAUUAG